Molecule: messenger RNA, 390 nt
Organism: Dovyalis caffra
Lineage: Eukaryota; Viridiplantae; Streptophyta; Magnoliopsida; Malpighiales; Salicaceae
Source: the annotation of a GenBank genome assembly
AUGAUGUGUAAUUUUUCGCUUGAUCAUGUAUGUCUCUUACAGGCCAUUCCAAAAGAAGCAAGAAACUUUGAGCUGGGAGAUGCCAGAUAUUAUGCAGUGCUGGUGUGGAGUGCAAUCGUCUGGCAGUGUUUCUUCUUGGGCGCCGUAGGAGUCAUCUUUUGUGCCUCCUCUUUGCUAUCCGGUAUUAUAAUGGCUGUUCUCCUUCCAGCUACAGAAAUCCUAGCAGUUAUCUUCUUCCAAGAGAAAUUUCAAGCAGAAAAAGGUGUCGCUCUUGGACUCUCGCUUUGGGGCUUUGUUUCUUACUUCUAUGGUGAGAUGAAAGAAAACAAGAAAAAGAAACUUGCAACUUCAGAAAUGGAAAUGCGUAUUAAUCCGGUUGUAAAUGUUUGA